Toxorhynchites rutilus septentrionalis is the source of this 469-nucleotide messenger RNA. RefSeq names its product cuticle protein 19-like. Gene Ontology annotation, cellular component: extracellular matrix. NCBI's taxonomy places the organism in Eukaryota, Metazoa, Arthropoda, Insecta, Diptera, Culicidae. The record is from RefSeq and is a predicted model, not a curated record. The transcript has a single exon. The coding region runs from base 45 to 386 and encodes 113 amino acids.
ACAACCCAAGCACACCUGCCGUACCGAGUUACAGGAAAUCCAAGAUGUAUAAGAUCAUCGUCCUGGUUGCCUGUCUGGCCGUCGCUGCCUUCGCUCAAACUUCUGAAGGAGAGUACGGCCAUCACGAGGACUAUUAUUCUCAUCCGAAGUAUAAGUUUGAGUAUGGCGUCAAGGAUGAACAUAGCCACGAUCACAAAAGUCAAUGGGAACACCGUGACGGAGAUGCCGUGAAGGGACAAUACACUCUGGAUGAGGCCGAUGGAACCCAUCGCAUCGUUGACUAUAGCUCGGACCAUCAUUCUGGAUUCCAGCCUCACGUUGUACGCAAGGGUCACGCUCACCACCCGCACGGUGAGAGCUAUGCUAACAUUGAUCAGCAUUACUAAAUGAGAUGAUAUUGAAAAUGCGAAAGCAAUUGAAAAUGAAACAAACAAUAAAGUCAACCCAUAUCAUGUUUCCAGUCAGUCAA